AUGUCAAAAGUACACGGUCUAUUUAUCCCAGAGAAGAAAUACCUUGUGGAUAUCAAGGGACUCCUUGUGUAUCUUGGCGAGAAGUUGGGUUUAGGAAAUGUUUGCUUAUGUUGCACGUAUCAGGGCAAGGACCUUGAGUCAGUUAGAGAGCACAUGCGAAGCAAGAGACAUAUGCGGAUCCCAUAUGAGACUGAAGAUGAGAAAUUAGAGAUUUCAGACUUUUAUGACUUCUCCUCUUCAUACGAUACACCAACCAGAGAGACCUGUUCAGAAGAUGAGGAAGCUUGGGAGGACGUCUCAAGUGAUGAAGAAGCAUCUCUCAGCGAUUCUGAGUCACAUAGUGAAGGAGCUAUCAUUGACCUUGGUGACGAGCUUUUGCUACCCUCCGGAUUGUCCGUAGGACAUAGAAUUGCUAAAAAGUCAAAAAAACCAUCAAAGGAUGUGAUAUUAACCGAGGGUCAAGGUACAGUAGUAGCCGCCGAGAGCCGACAAUUCAUGGGAAACAUUGGGCCUGCCCAGUCAAAGGCUCAAUUAGCGAUUUGGAAAUCAGAACAGAAAAUGCAAAAUCGAAAGAAUAGACGCGAGGCCAAAUACGUCAACAACCAGCCUCAUUUCAGAGAUCAACUUCUUCAGUAA
Candidozyma auris is the source of this 636-nucleotide messenger RNA. It is a transcript of the gene REI1, whose product is annotated as Rei1p. Gene Ontology annotation, cellular component: preribosome, large subunit precursor. Gene Ontology annotation, biological process: ribosomal large subunit biogenesis. The transcript has a single exon. Bases 1 to 636 code for a protein of 211 amino acids. The record is from RefSeq and is a predicted model, not a curated record. Lineage: Eukaryota; Fungi; Ascomycota; Pichiomycetes; Serinales; Metschnikowiaceae.